GCAGCCUGGUCGCGUUUCAUGGGCUGGCAUUUACUUGACACAUUCGACACUCUCCGAGCAGGGCCAUCGCAGAGACAGGACAGUGCCUCCUGACGAAACACUGAUUCAAAAUGGAUUCCUCACCUUCCCCAGUUAAACUGAUGUUAACACUUUUGAAGUCAACAGAAAUGCAGGUUGGCAUGGUAACCUUUAUUGCGUCAUUGCUAGCAAUGAAAGUGGUGAAAAAGUUUACCUCUGGCCGGAAACCCCCUCCUCCUGGUCCCUGGGGGUUCCCUAUUAUUGGACACCUCCCGCUACUGGGAAACGAACCCUACGUGACCUUCAUGAAGAUGAAGGAAAGGUUCGGAAACAUCUUCCAGAUCCAGUUGGGUAGUUGGUCGGCCGUGGUUAUAAAUGGCAAGCAGGCCAUUAAAGAAGCUCUACAUAACUCUGGUGAGGACUUCUCUGGUAGACCCCAGUUCAUGUCCGCACAGACUAUCAGCAACGGUGAAAGUAUUGGCUUUGGUGAGUAUGGCGAACAGUGGAAAAUUCACAGAAAAAUUGCCAACAAAGUCUUGACUGAGUUCUCGAAUGCCAAGUCAAAUCCUAUAGAAGAUAUGAUUCACGAAGAAGUAGACAUUCUCGUGGAUGACUUCAUGUCUGAGCAGAGAGUAACAUUCAACCCUCGGGAUUACAUCUACCUCUCCGUCGGUAGCGUCAUCUACCAACUGUGCUACGGCAGACAAGAAAACAUCCGGGAAGACAAGGAUUUCGCUGAUUUCAUAUUAAACUCAGCUGCAUUCGCGGAAUUCGUCAGUGCCGGAAACCCUGUUGAUGUCAUGCCCUGGCUCCGAUAUCUCAUGCCCUGGAAAGUGAAGGCAUUUACAACACUCAUCCAAACAAGCAUUGACGCAAAUGAAAAGAAGAUCAGUGAACACAAAAAAAACUUCUCUAGUGACAACAUGCGUGACAUCACGGACAGAUUGAUAUCUGUAAGUGAGGAAGACUCCAGGUUGUCCAAGGAAAGGAUUUUGUCUACGCUUAACGACCUCUUUGGGGCAGGUUUUGAGACAAUUGCUUCAACCACCAGGUGGAUGUUACUGCUGAUGGCCGCCAAUCCAAAAGUGCAGAGGCGGGUGCAGGAAGAACUGGACGACGUUGUGGGCAGCGGGAGACGACCCAGUAUCUUGGAUAGAGGUCAGCUGGUUUACACUGCCGCAGUGCUCAAUGAGAUCAACCGGUUUGUGGCACUGACACCUCUCAGUCUCCCUCACCUCACCACCACCGAUACCAGUCUCGGGGGAUACAGUAUCAACAAAAACACUGUUAUCUUCAUCAACCUGUACUCCAUGAGCCAUGACCCAGAAGUAUGGGGUGAUCCGCAUGUCUUCCGACCCGAGCGUUUCCUUGACGCUUCUGGUCAGAUCAACAAGUCCCUCCUGGAGGAGUUCCUUCCCUUCUCCACUGGUCGGCGGAAGUGUCUUGGGGAGUCUCUGGCUAGGAACGAACUUUUUCUUUUGUUCACUGGAAUCCUACAGAAGUGCAGCAUCUUGCAACCACCAGAAGUGAAGGAAUAUAGCAUGGACGCCAACAAUGGAUUAGCGCGCCAAUGUCUACCCUACCAAGUACAGGUCAAGCUCAGGACCUGAAUCGCCACUCAUUUAUUAUUCUUCUCAUGGAUAACAACCUGACAAAUUCAUGAACUGGCCAAGAACGAAAUCUUUCUUAUGUUCGCUGGAAUCCUACAGAAGUGCAGCAUCCUGUAACCUCAAGAUGUGAAGGAAUACAGCAUGGACGUCAUGGGUGGAACAACGCGCCCUGACUCGCCAUUCCUCACAUGGACAACACCCUGAGAAAAAUUCAUGAACUGGACAGGGCCACAGGACACAAGCCUUAAAAAACAAAAAUAAGUUUGGGAAGAGCAAUGUUAAUAUAUUGCCAUGUGUGUCAAAUGCCAGGACUCAAACAAUACACUGAAACACCCUGCACAGUGCUCAGUAGCCCAGUAGAUUCCCGCAUCAAAGACCAUCAGUCUCCAACAGCCAAAACAGACAGCAAAUCAGCCCUCUCAGACCACCAUCAAAGACUUCCUAGCCAUCACAUUCAGUUUGGCAAAGUCCAAAUCCUCUCAACCAAACCUUAGGACUUACUCCUUAUCUUAAUCCUUACUGUACACCUGGCUUCAUCACCCAGGUUUCAUUGCCUGUGUGCUAUUUGUUAUCCUCACUGUACACCUGGCUUCAUCACCCAGGUUUCAUUACCUGUGUGCUAUUUGUUAUCCUCACUGUACACCUGGCUUCAUCACCCAGGUUUCAUUACCUGUGUGC
This is a messenger RNA of Haliotis rufescens (red abalone), 2306 nucleotides long. Its product is annotated as cytochrome P450 1A1-like. The record is from RefSeq and is a predicted model, not a curated record. Gene Ontology annotation, molecular function: iron ion binding; steroid 17-alpha-monooxygenase activity; heme binding. The transcript is spliced from 2 exons. Bases 111 to 1628 code for a protein of 505 amino acids. NCBI's taxonomy places the organism in Eukaryota, Metazoa, Mollusca, Gastropoda, Lepetellida, Haliotidae. Gene Ontology annotation, biological process: progesterone metabolic process; hormone biosynthetic process.